GCUCGUUCUUUAUCAAGACCUCAACGUACCCGUCCUGCAACUGUUGGUCGAGGUGUAGAUAACUGGGUUUUUAUACUCCAUGGUAUGAUACAAGUCGUCUGUCAGUAAACAGAAUAACGGAAAGAACACAGCAAUGGAUAGUAAGAGCCAGUGACUUCAGCAUGACAAUGAAGAGAACGUGGUGCUGCCUUGCGCUUCUUACAAUCUAUAUUUGUUCUUCGACGGAAGGUCUUAGUAGUUCUGGAUCACACGUUUGUUCUCAUACUGCCUACGCCACCGAGUCCUAUCAGGAUAGAUAUACAACAUCGUGUGGCUUCAUCUACUUUUCACGGUGCAAUCGCUAUCGAACAAGGUACCGAAGAAGAUCAUGGAGUGUGUAUGAAUGCUGCGAUGGAUGGCGAAGUACCAAUGGUGUAGACUGCAGUUCAGCCAUCUGUUACGGCAAGGACAACGCUCAGGGGCUUGCAGCGGGAAAGGAAGCUGUGUUGCUCCAGACAAGUGUUCCUGUUACACUGGCUAUACUGGAUUACAGUGUGAGAAAUGUCUUGAUGCUCGAGGUGAUGCUAACUAUUCAAUCUGGUGGCGCACAAACAGCCAUCCUGACUGUGCUCUGACCUGUUCGUGGAAGAACCAAUGGUGUUGGCCAGGGACUGCCCCGACUCCAGAUUGAGGACGUCCUGUACAUGUCGAAAAGGCUUCGUUAAGAGAGAUGGAGGUUCCAGCUACACAAAGUGUGACCUUACUGAAAACCCGAACUUCUAACCUGCAACAUUGGGAUGACCGAUGCACACAACAGCAUAAGGAACUCCACACAUGGGUCCAUCACUGGCUGUGCGCAUGAGGCAGAUACCUACGUCAACUUGAAGCCAAAAUCUGUUUACUAUCUGCUCUUCUCAGAGUUCAGCAACAUUGACAAUACAAAUCCCCCAAACUAUAUCUAUGACCAAGACUAUGGAAUUGUGACUUCAUUGGCAAAAGUGAAGAGGAUUCUCAUCAAUGGAGCCGAGACUACUUUGUCAACAAUACCAUUACAUGGGACCAGUGGCUGUUCGAAGGCUCUGAGUGAUACUUCACCGUCUAAAACUCUAACAUGUUCAAGGACUCUUCCAAUAUCAACAGAUCUGCGUGAUGGAGAGAGACAGUGCAUCUAUUUUUCCGCUACUGGAGGAGGAUUUUUCAAGUAUCAAGACUUUGACAACCAUCAUUUAGGAACCCAGAUUUACAGUCAUCAGACUUCUACCAAACAGCUUUGUUUCCGGUAUGAUAUUGGUCAACCAGAACACUGCUCCAAACUCAACACGGGACACUGCGUGUCACAACCACUGGAACUAUCAACCCGCAUUACACGAACUGGUGAAGUCCACGUUAAAACCUCUGGAUGGACAGACCCUGUUCCAACGGGAGGAAAGGCUGAUACAGCAUCGGGGUUGAAGUACACUAAAAUACAAGUGCUGGAGACUGAACAUAAAGGAAAUAUGAUCGACGUGAUAUACCCGCAACUGAAAGGUUUUGACGCCCAAUACGAUAACAAGUACGAUAACAUUACUCUUCAUCUCCCGAACAAAUAUGGUCUUUAUGCUGUCAUCCUGGAGGUACACGACACUGCUGGAAACAUCCAAUAUGUACGUCGAUUGGUGCUGAAUGAUAAUUCCUCCAAACUGAUGACAGAUUCCACGAAACCACCUCAGGUUGUUUCAGCUACACAGAAAUCAGGUUUCAAAUGGCAGACAAACCUGGGACCUGUGUGCAUAGACUGGAAGGGGUGUUACUACAAUGAUGAAAUGAGGGACAAUAACCCUUUGCAGCCAGUCCUUCGCCAGAUAGAAGUGGCCGCUGGCUAUGACCAAACUGCUGGAGUCCUCCCUACAUCUGGAACUCCAAAUGUUGAUGGCAUCAUUGAGGCAAAGUAUUCUGUAUCUGUAGAUCAUGCUGUGAAAUCGGAUUGGGCAUUGGUUCCUCACUUUACAAACCAGUCACUGUGCAUCACCGAAACACUGCAUGAUGGUCAAACAGUUGACAUAUCAUUGCGAAUGAUGGACAUUGUCAAGAACUCUCUUGAGGAAUCUGUAAGAGUUUACAUUGACUCGACAGUUCCUGAUAUAUCAAACAUGUGGCUCGUGAAGGAUGACGGGAACAAGCAGGUGUAUGUCCACGACAGUCUCGAUCUGUCAACCAUGAUGCUGCAGUUUGAUGUCAUCGACCCUCACAGUGGCGUCAAAACUAUUGAGUGGUAUCUUGGCACAGCAGACUCUUCAGAAGAUCUUGGACACGGUGUACUGCCAUCAGGGAAUCUGAAUGGAACGGCGUGCCCAUCUAAUUCUAACUGCUACUGUUCUUCCGUUGGAGAGUGCCAGUUUCAUAACUACACUGUUCCGCUGAACAGCCUGGUGGCCAACAAGACAAACGAUGCUCAACACAACCAGGCCUUCUACUUCACAGUUGUGGCAACAAACGGAGCAGAUCUGAAGAACAUUGACCAUCUCGACAUCCUUGUGGAUAACUCCCCUCCUGAAGCAGGGACCGUUAAAGAAGGCACAGUGGACGGACCUGAUGUAGACUACACAAGUGAGGAUACUGUACUAGUCAACUGGGCAGGGUUUAUUGACCAUGAGAGUGGCAUCAAUCAUUACCUGGUCAGUCUGGCCCCAAAGUGUCUGACACUGGAUGAAAUGAAGAACAACACAGACACGCUUGAAGUAACAGAAGGCAUCCAUACUGCACAAUUCAAAAUCGGGAAAGAGAUGAACAAAUAUUAUGCCACAGUUGUAGCCUUCAAUGCUGCUCUGAGUCCUUCAACGCCUUCAUGUUCUGAUGGGAUAAUCAGGGAUAUCUCACCUCCGUCAGUGUACAAUGUUACACUGAGCUCUGCUCAAACAUCACAAGAACAUGUUGUGUGCCUUGAUGAAAAUAUCUGGCUUGUCACAAGAAAUCUUACACUGAGACAACUUGAAGAGACCAGUGAAUGUAGACAGAGAUGCAAAUCAAGAUCCUCAUCAGCUAUGGCUCAAGUGUUGCCAAAGAGUUUAAUCAUCUUGAAUGAUACGGAAAUUGACGAUAACGUCUGCAGAACUCUUCCCUUUUUGAACGAUUUCCUAAUUUUUCUUCCUUCUGACAAGAUAGACCUCCACUGGAACUGCGCAGAGAAUGAAAGCCAAAUACGAGAUUUCUCAGUCGGAUUUGGAUCUGACAAAACAACAGUUCAUGACCCAGAUAUUCUGGACUAUGCAUCGAGCAAAGGACAUCUUUCCUUUAAGCUGAACCAUGUUGGCUUUGCUGGGAAGAACAUAUUCUACAUCUUUCUAAAGGCAGUCAACAAGGCUGGAUUGUCAUCAGUUACAGUAUUUGGGCCAGUGAUGAUUGACAAUACACCCCCUGUAAUCACUAAGAAAGUAUCACCUACACUAAGUGGAAACUUCGUCAUGAUCAACUGGGACAAUGAUACAUUCUCUGACCAGGAGCAACAGGACUCAACCUUUACAGUUCUCUACAGAAUCAUGCAUGAUGGACAUCAUGUGACACCUAUACUCCAAACGCCAAAGCACAUCACAAAAGCCUGUCAGAUCCAGGGCCACGCUGGUUGUAUCAGAUAUCCACUCAAAAGACUGCAAGAGAUGGACUCGGAGCUCAACAAACCAUUUCUCUUUGAACUGUAUGUGUACAAUUCUGCAGGUCAUUUCGCUCUCGUUACCACGGAAGGGAUUACAGUACCAUCUAAAUUCCCACCAGGACAUGGCCUAGUCUAUGACAUUGACCCAAUGGAUGUUGAUGGGAAGGAUGAUGUAGACUUUCACUCCACACUAAAGUCUUGCGUCAAGUGGAAUGGCUUCCUUCAUCACAGAGAUGUCCAGUUUGAAGUGGCCCUAGGGUCUGCUGUAAAUGGAAGUGACAUUAGUCCGUUCAGAUCUGUAAAUGGCACAAGUGCAUGUGUAACUUCAUCAAGCAUCAAGCCACGUGUCAAGUAUUAUGCUACAGUAAGGGCAACAUGUUCAGGUGGAUCAUCAUAUGCUUCAUCAGAUGGUUUCAUCAUUAUUGAUCAACCAAAUGAUGACCAGUUUGUCCUUGAAGUCUACGAUGGCGUUGCAUGUGGUGAUCACAGUUCUGGCACAUCUCGAUUGAUCCCAGAAACUGAUACAACUUCAGACAGCAACAUCACAAGGUCGUACAAACCUUCUGCAUCUCUCCAUAUUGGUCAGAGGUACAUUCUUGAGUAUCAACAUCCCCUUAAGGGCAACAUUUCAUCUGACGAAGUCCUCUUAAUGGCACACAUACAUGCAGAUGAAAAGACACAGGGCAUUGUCACAUAUCAAUUUGUACCUUUGACACAUUUUCCUCGGUUUUACAUCAACUCUGCAGAUGACAUAGCAAACUCAACUAUUCGCAUGUGCACUGUAGACAUUGAUUACACGUUGUCAAAGAACAAAGUGUCAUCUUAUUGGAAGUAUGCUGGUCCAUGGAAAGUGCUUACAACUCAUUUUGAAGCUGCCCUCAAAGAAAGAAUGCACUGCACAAACAGCACACAAUGUUAUAAAACCCUGUCAACUAUGUUCGUAAAUAGGGACACCGACUAUGCAGACUUCACCAAUGGAGUCCUCGAACAAAACAAGGUGUACCAAGUGUUUGUGAGGCCCUGUUUUGACACUGUGUGUUUACCGUGGAAAAUUUCAGAUGGAGUGAAGGUCGUCCCUGGACAGCCGAGAGUAACAACAACAUCAUCCUUUACCAAUAGAUCCGCCCCAUCUUGUCAUUCGGUGACGCUUCAUGUUGAUAGUGUAAAAUGUGAAGAGGAACCACAAGAUUCAGAAUCAAUUAUCUAUCAAUGGACUGCUACAGACAAACAUAACAACCCAUUAACCUCCUGGAAAACUGACCUGUCCCUCACCAAAGGCCAGUCUGAUGUCUGUCUGGAUGACCAUGUUCAGUCUCACAGUACCAUCAACAUCUGUGUCCGAGUUAUAUGCCCAUCCGGGCUGUCGGAUACGUCCUGCCAAACUCUGAAUCACGCAAGAAAACAGGAGAACAGACUCGUUGAAGUUGACCAGAAGGAUAUCCAGGAGAUAGAAGAAAUGAUAGACAGGCUGAAAACUGGGAAUCUUCCUUCAUUUGACGUUGAUGUUGCUGAAUCUAGCGUCCAACUGGCCGGCGUCAUGGAGGGAUUAGAAGGAAGGAAGUCCACUUGGUACCUGAUGACUGAACCUCAUGUACCAAAUGACUGUGAAGCUGAUGACAAAUGUGUCACAAGUGUAGAUGCUCAAGGAUCUAUUGUUCAUUUCCACAGUCUGCAGUUAAUGGACCAUGUGAAAUAUUACAUAUGUAUGCAAAGCACCCCUGUCGGACAAAAUAGCUCAAGAAUGUCAGAAUGCGGGGACGGUGUUAUCAUAGAUAACCUUCCACCUACAAAAGGAGAAGUGCUUGUUGUCAACCAACAAAAUGGCUUCCUAACAGAAGAGGAUGUUUUGGUGAUAGCUUGGUCGGGUUUUAGUGACCAUGAGUCUUUUUUCAAGGAUACUGAUUCAGGCAUAACGCAUUUUUCAUAUGCCGUAGGUACCUAUCCAGGAGGACAGGAUGUUCAACCCUUCAUAUCUGCCGGCCUCGUACACAAUGCACACAUUUCAAACAUCACCUUGGAGAACGGUAAAACCUACUAUACAACAGUGAAAGCAUAUGACCGACUUGGACACUCCACAUCGGCAACUUCAGACGCUGUUCUGGUUGAUGUUACACCUCCAAAAUCAGGAGACAUCUUCAUCGGCAAUACACUCGACAGCCACACCGUGGUGUCAGUGGACAGGCUGAACGUUCAUUGGACGGGAUUCGAAGACCACGAGUCUGGCAUCCUUUCAACAUACCUGGCCAUAGGGACGACCAACACUGGAACAGUGUCACCCGUCACGGAAUAUACGGGAACUUUUGCAGACAUCCAUAUGAAUGGAUUUGUAGAUGGUCAUGAGUAUUUUGCCAAAAUUAUGGUAACAAAUCAAGCUGGACUGACUUCUAUGGCAGUGUCAAACAGUUUCAUUGUUGACACGUCGCCGCCUACAAAUGGUGUUGUUACUGAUGGUGGAAAAACAAGCCAGGUGGAGGCAGACUACCAGAGUUCCACUGACAGGUACACUUGUUACUGGUCUGGAUUUGAUGAUCCACACUCUGGGCUGUCCUCCUUUCAAGUUAGUCUCGGGACGGAGCCCUAUCUGGAUGAUGUUGAGGCAGAAACUCAUGUUGGUCUUGGAACGGAAAUGUCAUGGACUGGAGACUUGCCGCUUGGAGUAAAGCUCUACUGCACUGUUAAGGCUUGCAACCAUGCAGGUCUCUGUUCUAAGUCUGCAUCCGACGGGAUAACCCUAGACAACUCUCCUCCAGUUCCUGGCGUGGUAUUUGUGGGACAUGAUGGACAACACCAUAAAUAUCAUGGACAUGCUACAACACUUCCUGCUCAGUGGCUUGGUUUUGAAGAUCCAGAGACGGGGAUCAACUACUUCGACUGGUGUGUUGGAACAACGGCUGGGAAAUGUGAUGUCCUUCCAAGUACCAGCAACCUUCUUUCUGACUCAGUUCUUAAAACUGGUCUCAAGUUGUCAUCUGGUCAUCCCCUUUAUGUUACGGUCAAUGCUACAAACCCAGCAGGUCUAGUUGCCACAUCCACUUCAGACAGCUUCAUCGUGGAUGCAACGCCACCAGUAGCAACAGUGAAACCAUCGUUCACAUCACCCUACUCUAGAAACAUGUCUGCUGUGAAUGUACAGUGGGAGAACUCCAUGCUUCAUCUUCACUGGAAAUUCACAGAUGCUGAUAGUCCCGUUGAAAGACACCUGGUGUCACUGUCUACUCAUCACGAUGGAUCAUCUGCUGUUGAAAGCAUUCACCUGGGCGCUCAGGAUUCCACCAUCAUCCUCUUUGAAGCAGGGAAUCUGAUGAGAAGUGGCGAUGUCUACACUGCCUCUGUCACUGCCUGUAAUGCUGCAGGUCUCUGUUCCACCGCCACGAGUAACCCAAUCCGUAUAGAUUCUACGCCCCCACAAAUGGGAGGAUUCAAAUCCCCUAUAGCAUGGGAAAACGUCAUCGACAAAGGUGCAACCAAGGCACGAUUAAACCUGAAAUGGCUAGGCUUUGUGGACACUGAGUCUGGGAUCCAGACCUAUCAUAUCUCUGUCAGUCGAACAUUUGAUGGCAACGAGUUAUCAGGAGGAAUCGUGGAAAUGAACCAUGACAAUCAUUCCACAGAACAAUCAGCUUCCCUUGCUCUCAAUGAUCAGAUCAGAACUGGAGAACUUAUCAUCCUGACAAUCUCAGCGACAAAUACUGCGGGCCUAUCAAGUGGGAUUGGAAAGGUGACUGUGGCAGUUGUUGCCACUGAUGCUAAACAUACGAAAGGGAUGCUGGAACUCCAACGUCACUCAUGCUCAGUCCAUUACUGCGAAGGCGACUGCACAUGUGCUGUUUUGGGACAGCACUGUAUGCUUGCUUCAUCACAACCGAACUGCACUGAUACAACCAGUAAAAGGAAGAGUACUGAUAUAGUCGUACAUCCUGGACUAGAGUCUGAUGCCACAGUUACUAGCUCCUCAUCAUGUCUAACUGCUCACUGGGAGGCCUCAUCACCGCAGGUAUUAAAUACAAUCACACGGUUUCAGUGGAGCAUCGGAGAAAGGGGAAAACCACCAGGAACUGGAAUAUUUGAUCUCAAAACGGAACCUGUAUGGCAGGACAUAGGACGACUAACCAGGUUUACAUACUGCCUUCCUCUAGGACGAUCACUUCAGCAUGGAACAGAAUACAUCAUCCACGUGAAAGCCUGGUUUGGCUUCAGUGAUUAUGCUGUGUUCCAUUCUCAUAGUGUCCUCAUUGACAACACACCACCUAAAAUUCAGAGGGCCAAGUCGCUGCUGGAUUCAGAUGGGUCUUGUAAUAAGGAUGAAGAAUUCUUCAGUCAUGGACAAACAAUAAGAGCAUGUUGGGAGGGUGUAUUCAAUGACGAAGAUACAUCAAUAACAAGCUAUGAAGUUUGGGUUGGAACGUCGCCUGAAGGAGACGACGUUAUUCAGACAAAGUCCAUGGGUAACCAAACAUCCUUUGCGGUCCCUCUGGCACUCUUGAAAAGUGGUACGAAAUACUACAGCAGCAUCAGGGCAACCAACCUGGCUGGUCUGCAGACUAUAGCAGUGUCAGAUGGCUUUGUAGUCGAUGACACACCACCUGUAGUUGGUGUAGUCUUCAACACUGACCGCCACAGGAAUAUUGAGUUUCAGUCAUCAAACACAACACUGAAGGCUUCUUGGCAUGGCUUUGAAGACUAUCACUCCUAUGUGCAGAGAUUUGAAAUCGCAGUUGUGAAGGAGGGAGAACAUAUCCAGGACACGAUGUUCAAAUAUCAUGGAAUGGAAAAUGAGAUCACCAUAGACAAUUUGAAAUUGGAGGAAAAGAAGAGGUAUCGCAUUGCAGUCAGAGCAGUUGAUGCUGCAGGCCUUCACAGUGGCACAGCCGAGUCCCCAAGUGUACUGAUUGACACAUCAGCCCCUAAAGCCUUUCAGUGCAGAACUUUCCUUGAUAGGAAAGUGAAUUCUACUGAUCUUAAGUUCCAAUCUCUUCGACAUGUCUCCACACAACUACAUGCGUUUGAAUAUCUAAAAAAGGAUACAUUCUAUCGAAUGACAGUGAAAGGUGACUUGGACAUCCGUGUGUCACGUGUCAUUUUCACAGUCGGUAACCUUCAGGUUCCUGCAAAAUUUGAAACAACAUUCUCUGGAGUACAGGCCUCGCAUAGCUUCCUGGCCUCGCGUUCUGGCCUCAGUAACAUAAGUAUAUCAAUCACGGGGACUAAUCUUUCAGACGCCUUUGAUGUAACGCUAGGGGAAUGUCAAAACCUUGCAGACACCGAUCCAACAAAUGGCAUCACAGUUUGGCAAAUCCGGCCCUCUGUUGUCGCCGUUUGUGCCAGGGUAAUAGAUCAGGAAAGUGGCAGCAGAAGUGUGUGGCUCGGAGCGGGAACCAGCAAGGGAGGGUACCAGAUCCGUGCCUUGUCCCCAACGUCUGUCAGCAACCAUGAAAUGAUUCUGGUGGAAGAGCCACAUGGUAGCCCUGUCCAUGUCACAGUGAUGGCGGAGAACAAUGCUGGCCUCAGAACCAUCUUCACAUCCAAGCCAAUCACCAUCGAUCACACUCCGCCAGACAUGAGCGUCUCGUCAACUCUAGAAUAUGCAGCAGGUUCUGAUACGGUAUCUAUAAGGAUGACCUUGGAGGUUCAGGACGUGGAAAGUGGACUACACUCGUGCUUAUGUGCAUAUGGAACACAUCCCCUGUCCUAUGAUGAUCACAAGUGGGAGAAGUCACAAGGCUUGACACACUGCGAACUACAGAACAUCCCUGCUCGUAACGACGCUGUCCUCUACGCUUGGGUCCGUUGUAUCAACAACGUCAACAUGGAUACAAUCAUCAGAUCAGACCCUCUGCAUGUGGUAUACCAUCCUCCUGCACUUCCGCUGGGAUCAUUGAAACUUCUGGUGGACAAUCAGAUAUCCUCGGGAUCCCUCCCGUCCAACGUCCAGGGUUACACUGACCAUGUUGAGUUUGCCUGGCAGGAUGCGGACAGUGGUGGCACCCAGAGCUAUGAAUGUCGCCUUCUAGAACACGGCACACCGGUAGCAGACUGGGUGUCUAUGGGACAGAAGACGUACGCAACACUGGAUGGGCUGAGCCUCCAAGAUGGACACAUGUACGACAUCCAGGUCCGAGCUGUGAACAGCAGGGCACAGUACAGCAAUGUACUCAACAGUACUGUAAAAGUCGAUAGCCGGUCGCCCCUGACCACAGGAGCUGAGCCAAACAUAACACUGGUGAACGGACACCUCGCGGUGGACUGGGCAGGUGUGUUUGACGAUUUCAACAUGAAGGCUGAAUACGAAGUGUCUGUUGGGACAAGAAACGGUUCUGCGGACAUUAUUAGACAAAUGUCUACCACAAAUACGUAUCUGACAGCAACAACCUACACAAAAGCAACUGGAAUCUUCCUCACCAUCAAAGCAAAUAUGGAAACUGGGAAAUUCGGCAUUUAUUCCACCUUCUCUCCUUGAAUUAGCUUCCUUACAUACCUGACUGAAGAAAUGUUUGAAAGACCUGACAUGCUGACGCGUAAUUGCUUCGUGUAUUGUUAAUCAAUGUGCAUAUGUUAAUAUUCAAGAACAUUUGUCAUAAACUGUAUUAAUGUUAAUUACGGUGUAGGCUUGUAGUUGCUUUGCUCUUUAUUAAAUAAAAUUGUUGCCAUUAAA
Molecule: messenger RNA, 10259 nt
Organism: Haliotis rubra (blacklip abalone)
Lineage: Eukaryota; Metazoa; Mollusca; Gastropoda; Lepetellida; Haliotidae
Exons: 23
Coding region: 777-10064 (3095 amino acids)
Molecular function (GO): protein binding
Source: RefSeq, a predicted model, not a curated record